GCGAGUAGGAGCAGGGGGAAAAAGAGGGAGGCUGAGGGCUGCGCUCCUUCUCCACACAAAACCCUCACACACUCCUCUCCCACGUAUUGCCGCGUCCUGCCUGAGGGAGAUUUAAAAAAUAACUGAAACCGACGCCUGCCCAGCCUUCUGAGAUGUCCUUGAGCCAGUCCUUGAGAUUACCUUGUUAUAUGGUUUGGAAAAUCAGCUGAGUUGAAAAAAGGUCACUUGAGAGUGUUGUGAUUUGAAACAAUGGAUGAGCAAUCUCAAGGCAUGCCAGGCCCUCCUGUUCCUCAAUUUCAGCCACAGAAAGCCUUACGACCUGAUAUGGGCUACAAUACUUUAGCAAACUUCCGAAUAGAAAAGAAGAUUGGCCGUGGACAGUUUAGUGAAGUUUACAGAGCUACAUGUUUGUUGGACGGCGUGCCAGUAGCUUUAAAAAAAGUGCAGAUAUUUGAUUUAAUGGAUGCCAAAGCCCGUGCUGAUUGCAUCAAAGAAAUAGAUCUUCUUAAGCAAUUGAAUCAUCCAAAUGUAAUCAAAUACUAUGCAUCAUUUAUUGAAGACAAUGAACUAAAUAUUGUGCUGGAAUUAGCAGAUGCUGGAGACCUAUCUAGAAUGAUCAAGCAUUUCAAGAAGCAGAAGAGACUGAUUCCUGAAAGGACAGUUUGGAAGUACUUUGUUCAGCUCUGCAGUGCCUUGGAGCACAUGCAUUCACGACGCGUCAUGCAUCGAGAUAUCAAGCCAGCAAAUGUAUUCAUUACAGCUACAGGAGUAGUAAAACUUGGUGAUCUUGGAUUGGGAAGGUUUUUCAGCUCUAAAACCACGGCUGCUCAUUCUUUAGUGGGAACACCUUAUUACAUGUCUCCAGAGAGAAUCCAUGAAAAUGGGUACAACUUCAAAUCAGACAUUUGGUCUCUAGGAUGUCUCUUGUAUGAGAUGGCUGCACUGCAGAGUCCAUUCUAUGGUGACAAAAUGAACCUGUAUUCCUUAUGUAAAAAGAUUGAACAAUGUGACUAUCCGCCUCUUCCAUCAGAUCACUACUCAGAAGAACUGCGACAAUUAGUUAAUAUGUGCAUCAACCCAGAUCCAGAGAAGCGACCGGACAUCACCUAUGUUUAUGAUGUAGCAAAACGUAUGCAUGCACAUACCGCCACCAGCUAAGAGACUUGGCAGCUUAUGAAGAGAAAGGAAAAAAACAAGCAAACCCACCGGAAUCAUUCAAGUAUUGUUGUGCAAAACCUCUUCCACCUUUUCUCCCAUUUGUCUGUGUCACCUAAGGUUUAGUUACAUGCAAUGAGCAUGUUUAGCAAUUUUGUCACAGAGUUAAUAACCUAAAAUGAAGUAUUUUUUUAAGUUUUAAUGGAAAACAUGGAACAGUUCUAAACAUGACUAAAUAAGAAAACCGGAAAUCCUUUCUGACUUCUGAAAGCUGCAAUUUCACACUUAUUUCUACAUAAAGAGCAAUGAUUUUACAUGGGAAUAAUAUUUUGUUCUACAUAUCAGAAUUGCGGUUUUGCAUGUGAGCACAACAGUGGACUCCUUAAAGGAAUACUGUUGAAACUGCUCCUCAUUUGUUUUCAGUAAUGAGUGGAAGUGAUGAAUCAGCACAAAUUGGUGAAUUUAUUGUUCAUUAGUGAAUAUAUUGUUCCUUUUCCCUAGAGGCAAUUAAUUAAUUAAUUAAUAGAAUUUUAUUUUAUUUUUUAAAAAAUGAAUUUUGCAGUUUAUGGUUUUCCUCAUCAAGAUAAAUGUAGAUAAAAAACCAUUUUAUUUGCUGUUGAGCUUUGAUGCAGCUGCUGAAUGUGAAAAAGAAUUGGUUUUAUUUUAUUUUAUUUCUGAGAAAUUGUCCAACACUGAAAAAAGAAUAAAUCUGGUCAGCUGUUGUUGUUUUUAAAAUCCUUGUACAGUACCUUAACCUAAAACUUGAUAUCAUGUAUUUGUAUUAUGCUGUGCCUUGCUGCUCCAAGCCUCUGGGCGAACAGAAAAGAGUGGUGUAUUUGUACAGGGCCUAGGAUUCUGGUUGCAUCAUUGCCACAAUCUGUAGGUCUCAAGAUGGCGCUCCACAAAGUUAAGCAUUUCCAAAUCCCUUUUCAUUCAGUGAUGGAUUGCUAAGCACGUCAUGACAAAGUGCCUAAUCUGGGCUGAAUUUAUUCAGAUAAUCUUUCAUGCUAUAUAUUGACUUAGUUUUAAAGGCUAGUUCAGCCUUCCCCAGGCUGGUGCCCGCCAAAUGUUUUGGAGGACAAGUCCCAUCAGCCAACAAGUUAAUCCAGGCUGAGACAGAUGAAAGGUGUAGUCCAAAAUAUGCAGAUAUUACCAGACUGGGGAGGGCUGGGCUAGUUUACACCCAGCAACAUUCAGUAUAUAGUACACAUUAUAUAAAAUGGCCAUCACACAGAAAAUGCUUGAAAUGUCCUAGGUAUGGCAUCUUCUCCUUGUGCUGAAGCUCCCAGGGUGAAUCAGAGGACUCUUUUAUUUUCCUUUUUACACCACUGCAAACCAGCAACAGGAAUGGGUUUUGGCUACCUAGAUUCAAAUCUUCAAAGGAAUAGGCAAUCUAUGUGGCAGCCAGUCAUUGAUAUGAAUUGUCCGUUACAAUGCAGACAUCUGCUUCCUAAAUAAUUUAUGUGUCUUAGAAGGGUAUUUUGUUUCCCGAAAACGUUCAGUUGAGAUUUUAAAAAGAGAGUUUCUUCUUUUCUUUCUUUCUUUUUUUUUUUGCAUUAAGCUUAUAUUCCAAAGCGAAAUCAAUAAUUAAUUGAAUAAACAUUCACGGCCCUGAACGGGGUAUUUGUUGUGGAGUGUGGAAGCAUUAUGUUGUAGCUCCAAGUGUUGUUUUACAUAGUCCUUUAAAAUCCUGACCGGACAACCUGCAAAUCUAUGAAGUGUCAAAGUGGGUUGGUUAACAGUUACAGCGGUUGACAGGCAGAAUUUUAAUCCACCUGUGACACAUUUAUCUCUGAGAACAAACAUGAAGCCAUACAGUAUUUUUUUGUGUGCACAUUAAACCCACAGAUUUUACCAAUUCACCAUGCAGCCGUGAAUUAUUACUCUGCAGUUAGGCUCAUCAGCAUAAAACUUUGUAUAAUACAGAAAAAUGCAAAUGCUCUUCUUGUGCUCCUGAUGCCCAGGCUGCCAAGCAACCUGCACUCCUCAGGAGGCAAUGCCUAACAGUGAAGCCAGGCAUGGCAUCUUGGUGAAUCUGAUACGCGGCAGUCGCCUGACACGGAGCAGAGCCAAAGGCAGGUUCGGCUUCCGUAAUCAAAGCUGCUGCCUUCCACCACUGGGUAAGAUGCAUCUGUGGGGAGACGUGGGUGCAGUGAGUAAAUGGCAACAGUAGCAAGCUGCCACGCCAUGGCAUGGCCAGAUCUCCCUACUCCUGACCAUGAAGCAAAAUGGAAAGGUUUACUAAGUCCCUUCAUGGGUUGCUGUGCACAGCUGGUGGGGUGCAUUUGGCUUGGUGGACACCAUUCAGGCAGGUAUAAUCCAGAGCUUUUUUAAUUGUAAGUGUUCAUGCCACUUGAAUGCCCACAGCAAUAGUGGGAUCCACUGUGCACCCAAUCUCCUAGAUCAGGGUCCUAGCACAACACGGGUUUGCGUGGAGCCGUGAUUGAGCUAGUUGAAAUGAUGUCCUGCUGCCUUAACCUACAAAAUUCAGAAGGUGAAUGCAAUAUGAACACUUCCGUUAGGAUGAUCUGUUAUACUUUCCCCCUUUUUUUUACCCUGAAUGAGGCUAAAAAUAGGUUUGCUAAAAAGAGGAUAGAACAAGAUAGUAAUCGCUCGAUCCUCGUUGCCAAGUGCUACUAUGCAAAAGUAUUCCAGCCUUUCAUUAAGUCUGUUACACCCCAUCUCCCUCCACCCACUUUUAGGUCAUUUUACAGGCCCGAGGGAGAAAGACUGCUGCGUUUAACAUAGUAAUAUGAUUUUUCACCAGGUGUUCCAAGGCUUUACCUUUUGCAUGUUUAGUUGGAUGUCGCGCUGAAUUCUGUAGGUCUCACUCCCAAGUAAGUGGCACAAAUUGCAACUUUGUAAAUUUCACAUGUGUACCUUUAUUACAAAAUGCAUGUUUUUGGGAUGCCAAAACCUGCUUCUAGAAGAAAAUAGUGUUGGCAAUAAUUAUGAAGCUUGCUAAGCUAAUAUGCCUACAGAAUAAAGGUGUUUAAAAAAUAAUAACAAUAAAAGAAAUACUUCCAGUGUUGAUAAUGUAAGGUGCAUUCUGUCGAAGGACCAAUUGAGUUGAUUUCAGAAGCCAGCAAAAAGAACAUUUCUGAUGAGAUGCUUGGUAAGCUUACAUCAUAUUAAGAAGGUCAGGCUGGGCACCGACACCAUCCAGGCACUCUACAAUGGCAAAACGAUUUGCUACGCCACACAAAUUCAUUGUAAUGAAGAUAGCUCUGCCGGUGGAUCACUUGAGCCUUCUGUUCAUGAUCUCUUCUGCUUGCCAGGGCUUCUAGGACUUGGAAGCAACCAAAGGGUAAAUAUGAGAAUCCCACUUAACAAGUUGCAGUAAAAGCAAGGGAAGAAAAAGACCUAUUCAUAAGUCCCUAGAAGUGGCACGCCUUCUCUUGCACUGUUCUGGUAACACUGGAAGGAUGACAUUAUAUAAUACAGGUUGGCAAGGUGGAAACUUCCCAUGUUGGUAUCGCCAGCCACAAGCAGAAGCAUGUCUUCCUUUAAAUGCUACUGGAGCAGUCAAAACUGAUGAAAAAGCUGCAGUUCACACUUUGGUUUUCCCUCCAUCUGUGCAAUAUCUCAUCUUGCUCUCAUUAGCUCCCUUCAUAGUUGAUAGUGGAAAAGGAGAUGAAGUUAUGUGACUUCGCUUCUACAAAACCUGGUGCUUGUUAAUGUGUGUAGAAGAUAGUGGCAGGGUGGAUGGAUGGGUUGGCAGUUUGCCGAAUCAUCUUACCCUGUUUGCCUGGUUCCUUGCCAGGUAUCAGAAAGUGGAAGGGUUGAGGAAAAGAAUCGAAAAAAAGCUAGCCGCAGACAGUAUAGGUUCAAGUGCAGCAGAGGUGGAAUUAUUUUCACUGGAACUUCAUUCUAUCCAAGCUCAAUUCUAAUCAAAGGCCAGUCUACACUUCCUGAUAAGAGUAAAAUAGAACUACUUACUCAGUGUCACCUAGGGCUAAUCUUUCUGACAGUGUAUACUUAUAUGUAACAAGUUAAUAAAUGCCUUAACUUUAUCUUCAGCACUCAUGGAAAAUAGACGUUUGUGUAGAUGACUCUUUUGAAAUGAAUGUAUUAAUCGAUAACCAAAACAUGUAUAAUUUUCUGCUGCCUUAUACUCAGUUGUACUGUAAUAUUCCAAAUAAUAUUUGUCGUGCUUUCUGCACCCACUCUCCGCACAAGGAAUUGUACUCUUUGUUUGGAAAUCUGUGUUAUACAAUAUCUUAAUAUAAAAAGGCUACACAAAUUAAAUAAAUAAGAAAGUGAAA
Lacerta agilis (Sand lizard) is the source of this 5420-nucleotide messenger RNA. RefSeq names its product NIMA related kinase 7 (gene NEK7). NCBI's taxonomy places the organism in Eukaryota, Metazoa, Chordata, Lepidosauria, Squamata, Lacertidae. Gene Ontology annotation, biological process: protein phosphorylation. The transcript is spliced from 11 exons. The record is from RefSeq and is a predicted model, not a curated record. The coding region runs from base 250 to 1158 and encodes 302 amino acids. Gene Ontology annotation, molecular function: ATP binding; protein kinase activity.